AUGAAUAAACUGGCAAACCUAAACAUGCGUCACUGGUCCGAGAGGAUGAGCCCCAACUUUGGCAUGAGUCGCCCUCCGAAUAUGCCCAUACCUGGCAUCGGCCCACACCAGAAGCUCCCCCCUCAGGGUGCCGCCACCAAUGCUAUUUCCGCCACGGGGCCUGUCAUGGUCACCCCCAUCUUCUACUCGUUCAACGUCCCCUUCGCCUCUGACCUGGCUGGCCCUGACACUGAGGACAUCCUUCACGCCACCACCGAUGCCGUUCUUCGCUGGACCCAUCCCGAAGAUGCCCCGGAUGACGUUCCUGUUCACGAGCUGCCUAUUCACGCCCAAAACCUGUCCAACCUGGGAAAGUUAUGCAGCGACAUCUCUGUCAGCCCGCUGGAGAUUGAGGCCCAUGUCCUGACCGCCAUGCCCAAGAACACAAGAGGCCAGGUGACCACUGUUUGCCUUGUCGGCACCCCGGAUCUUGUCUACCGCACUCGCGAGACCAUCUUGAACGAAACGCCCCUCUCCCUGCGUUGCACAACUGUUGACAUCAAUGGCGAUAUGGUCGCGGACCUCACGGCAGGAACCCUAAACAAGGCUGUUACCGAUACACUCGACAGUAUAUCGGCCUACUGCGGUGUCGAUAUCUUCCUCCUGGGCCCAAAGUUGACGCCCAUCCUCGAUGGCUUGAACGGGGACACCGAGCUGCGCCGUGACCAACGAUGGAGAGUGGCUAUCUAUGGCGAUAUAUUGUCUUCGGAACACGCCAAGACACGGGUGCUCAUCCACAUUGAUCAAAUGCUAAAGCGAGCUAUCGAUAUAUUGCGCCUAGACUCCGCCUUCCACCAACCUCUGUGUGGUCGCAACAGAAAAAACAUCAAGAUCAUCGAGUCGUCCACAGGCACUGCCAUAUACAUGCCCCCUCCAUUCUCGACCGUCUUUCGCUACUGUCCGCCGAACGCUCGUGUGCGUGACCCCAACGAGAUAUUUAUCACGGGUGACAGCCCGGAAAGCAUAAAUGCGGCCAAGAAAAAAAUUCACGAGGUUCUAUCGCGGACUCGUCUUUUUCUAAAGGACAUUGCCAUGCCGUGCGAAAAAAUAGACAACAUCCUGCUCAGCCGCAUGACGAAGGUGCGCAAGAUCAUUGAGGCAAACGGCGCCAACAUCAUAUUCCCUGUCCUCGGCUCCAAGCAGAGCACCGUACGCAUUCAGGCUACUGAAAACUUGCACACGGAACGGACUGCCCGUGAAUUGAUGGCUCUUGCCGGCCAGUUCUACAGCGGCUACUGGGCUAUCUCCCAAUCGGACGCUAGACAAGCCCCCAGCCCGGUCGAAAUCCAGUCCAUUCUCGGAGAGGUCUGCGCCAAUUCCGAAGCCGAUGUCUCUUUCCAGGCUUGGGCUUUCAGUAUCACUGGCUCCGACGAUGCCGUCAAGGAUGCUCUGAGUGUCUUGUCGCAGGUCAAGCUUGCCGUCCAGCUUCCUUACCAGAUCAAGGUGAAGAUCGAGCUGGCGAAUGAGCAUAAGGAGUUUGUCAGUGGAAAGAAGAACGGCAAGAUCAACAAAAUCAUGGGGCAAAGCAACGUGCAGAUUUUGUUCGAAAGCUUCGGCGAGUACAAUUUCAAUAUUGACGUCAACGCCCAGUCGUAUGAGUCCAUGAAACAAGGUUUGCUGCUGGUGGAGCAAGAAAUGCCAGCAUCAAUCUCCUUCCAUGUUCCUGAUCAGUACCACAAGCGCAUCAUCGGAAUUGGAGGGCAGCACAUCCAACGCAUCAUGAAGAAGCAUUCUGUGUUUGUCAAGUUUAGCAAUGCGAUGGACCGAGGUGGCAUUGGCCGAGAAGAUGAUGAUAUUCGUGUGGAUAACGUUAUCUGCCGCACUCCUGCUCGUAACGCCCAAAACCUCGAGCUGGUCAAGUCUGAGAUUCUGGAGAUGGUUGAUCGUGUGGACUCCGAGUUCACGUCGCAGAUCGUGAAUGUAGACCGGCUGUACCAUCGCCAGCUGCUGGCUCGGCUUCCUGACUUGGAGACGCUUGAGAAAAAGUGGAACUGCAAGAUCAGUUUCCCCAGCACUGAGCAGGCUAGCGACGAGGUCACCGUCACCGGUCCUCAGUGGCAAGUCCCUCAGUGUGUGGACGAAUUUCUUGGCAUGGUGCCGGACAACCACGAGCUUGUUUUCUUGCGAACACCUGCUCUGAGCAAGUAUCUCGAUUCGCAAGAGUUCGGCGACCUGCUCGUGAAGCUCAAGACGCAGCAUGAAGUGGACGUCUCUGUGCACCAGACCAUCGGCGAGACGGCCGAAGAGAGCAGCCCGACGAUUGCUCUUCUCUGGACGUUCACUCGCAACAAUGCCGGAGGGCUCCGCGAUGCCAUUGAAUUUCUCCAGUCGGAACUGGCCACGGCCGGCGUCGAAGUCACUGUCCUCAAGGGCUCGAUCCCCCGUCCCAAGUCAGACACGUUCGAGGAGUCGCUUCAGUAUUUCGACUCGAAGCUCCUACAGCACGCUCCAGCGGCCGUCUCGACGGACUCGCCGACGAAGUCCGCUUUUGGUGACGAGGUGGCCCGCGAGCGCAGCACGAUUUUCGAUAGGCUUCGCAAGCCGGGAAGCAUGUCGUCCAUCUCAUCCUUCCUCGAUCGCCGCAAGAACAGCUCGCAGUCGACGCACUCGCUUUUUAAGAACUCCAACAACGUUUCCAAAUCGUCUCUCAUCUCGAUCGAAUCGACGCGAAGCUUCAAUGCCGACCGCAACCCCUGGAACGACAGCGGCGUCAAUCUCCCAGACGAAGACCAUCCUUGGGUUGUCCGUCCGUUCAGCAACGGCAUGGACCACCAGAAUCUGGCCAUUCCCCAACCCGGCGACUCGACGCCACGUCACAACCCCCGACAGUCCGCGGACAGCGGACGUCCUUCCACUUCUCAUUCUACCAAUUCAGGAUACCCCGGUCACAUCGGACCAUUCCGUUAG
Grosmannia clavigera kw1407 is the source of this 2946-nucleotide messenger RNA. Its product is annotated as kh domain containing protein. Lineage: Eukaryota; Fungi; Ascomycota; Sordariomycetes; Ophiostomatales; Ophiostomataceae. The record is from RefSeq and is a predicted model, not a curated record. The transcript has 7 exons. Gene Ontology annotation, molecular function: mRNA binding. Gene Ontology annotation, biological process: nuclear division. The coding region runs from base 1 to 2946 and encodes 981 amino acids. Gene Ontology annotation, cellular component: nucleus; cytoplasm.